Molecule: messenger RNA, 1068 nt
Organism: Vicia faba (fava bean)
Lineage: Eukaryota; Viridiplantae; Streptophyta; Magnoliopsida; Fabales; Fabaceae
Source: the annotation of a GenBank genome assembly
AUGGAAGCUAUGAUGGAUUUAUACAAUAACACACAACUUCACUUGGAUCCAUACUCAGAUCUAUUCAGAGGUGAAUUGAUGGAAGUUCUUGAACCUUUUAUCAAAAGUCCUUCCCCAAUAUCUACACCAUCACCUUCUUCUUCUUCUUCUUCUUCUUUCUACAAUGAUGGUUGUUCAACAUGGAUGACCCACGGGUUAUCGAAUAGCCCGAGUUUCUUAGGUUUUGUUCAACAACCAUCUUCUACUUCUUCUUCUAUUCUUGGUCUUAACCAUUUGACCCCAUCUCAAAUCAACCAGAUCCAAUCACAAAUCCAACUUCAAAAUUUUACCUUACAACAACAUCAACAACACCAACAACAAGGUCUCAGUAACACUCUUAGCUUCCUCAGUCCAAAGCCGAUCCCUAUGAAGCACGUGGGUAAUACUUCUUCAAAGCCCACGAAGCUAUACAGAGGGGUGAGGCAAAGACACUGGGGAAAAUGGGUUGCUGAGAUUAGACUCCCUAAGAACCGUACCAGGCUUUGGCUUGGUACCUUUGAUACAGCAGAAGAAGCUGCUUUGGCUUAUGACAAAGCUGCUUAUAAGCUUCGUGGUGACUUCGCUAGGCUUAAUUUCCCAAAUCUCAAACACCAUGGUUCAUGUAUUGGCGUUGGUGGUGAGUUUGGUGAGUAUAAGCCUCUUCCUUCUUCUGUAGACGCUAAACUUCAAGCUAUUUGUGAAGGUUUAGCCGAGAUGCAGAAACAGGGAAAGCCAGAGAAGCCUAAGAAAACACCAGCUGCUCGGUCCAAGGCUGCAUCCAAGGUGGUACCUCCACCGGAGACCACGGUGGAGAUAGAGAACUCUGUUGAAAACUCUGUUGAUGAUUUGAAGGGUCCAGGUUCAAAGGGGUUUUGUAAGGUUGAAAUUUCGAUUUCUCCGGCUAUGACUGAGAGUGAAAGCUCUGAAGGUUUUUCACCGCUUUCUGAUCUUACCUUUGGCGAUGUUGGCGAACCACAGUGGGAAGGUGGUUCAGAAAAUUUUAAUCUUCUCAAAUACCCCUCUUAUGAGAUUGAUUGGGAUUCUCUGUGA